AUGCAGUACGUUGGGAGAGCAAUUGGAUCGGUUACCAAAAGUUGGUCUUCAAUUAAUCCGGCCACAUUAUCUGGGGCGAUAGAUGUGAUAGUGGUGGAGCAUUUAAAUGGGGAGUUGUCAUGUUCGCCGUUUCAUGUUCGGUUUGGGAAGUUCCAAAUACUUAAGCCUUCUCAGAAGAAGGUUGAAGUAAUUGUUAAUGGGCAAUCUACCAAUAUUCCCAUGAAGUUGGGUGACUCCGGGGAAGCUUAUUUUGUUUUUGAAACAGAUUCAGAUUUAAACAAUAUUCCGGACGAGUUAAUUGCAUCGCCGAUAGUGAGUGCUGCUAGUUCUCCCAGUUUAUCACCCAGACAAGAACAUGUUAGUAAUGGGAAGAAACUACCAGAGCCUGAUUUUUUAGAUAUCAAUGAUAAUAGCGAUGAUGGUACAGCAACAUCUAUACAGACAGAUCUUGAUUACGUCUCUACAAUCGAGAGGCCAAUGACUCCCACGAGCAUUGUUUUUAAGAGCAGCUCAGCUUUUGAGGAAAGGAUGAAUAGAAAACUGAACCAGAAGAAGAUUCCCAGUAAGGUUGACAACAAUGGUGAUCUUUUAUUGGACAUUGAAGGUUACAAGUCGAGCCAGGACAAAGUGCAUGAUACUGAUGAAAUGCUUAAACAGUUAUUGCAGGAAGAAUUGGGGAAGGAUAACGAUAUCUCUCCAUUCGUAAAGGAGGAUGAUAAUGGUAAUAUACGUAUUGUGAACCCCUUUGAUCAUUUGAAGGAUGGACAAUCCCCACCAGAUUCACCUGCAUUUUCUAGUGAAUCAUUAGACGCUAUACCUUGUAAUAAUAAUGCGCCAGAGUUAAAUUCAGAUUUCACAGAUUCUUUGCAUUCCCAAGGAACUAUCUCAAGUAUCCCCGAGGAAAAGAAUACAGGCGCGAAUUAUAUAAAGACGAUUCGUUUAACGUCAGAUCAACUACGCUGUUUGGAGUUAAAGUACGGAGAGAAUGAUUUGACGUUUUCUAUUGAUAAGGGGAAGGCAUUUGUAAAUGCAAAGCUCUUUUUAUGGAAAUGGGAUGUACCCAUUGUGAUAUCGGACAUAGAUGGUACGAUAACAAAGUCCGAUGCUUUGGGGCAUGUGUUGACGAUGAUUGGUAAAGAUUGGACCCAUCCUGGGGUUGCAAAGCUCUUUACAGAGAUCCAGAGGAAUGGCUAUAACAUCAUGUACUUAACUGCCAGAAGCGCAGGUCAGGCUGAUUCCACUAGGAGUUACUUGAGAAGUAUUCAGCAGGGUGGCUGCAGCUUGCCCAUAGGCCCGGUCGUAUUAUCACCAGACAGAACUAUGGCAGCGUUAAGGAGGGAAGUGAUUUUUAAAAAACCGGAAGUUUUUAAAAUCUCGUGCUUGAACGAUAUCAGGAAAUUAUACUUCAAAGAACUUCAAGGAUUUGACGAAGGUAAUGCGAAUAGUGAUGAACAACCCACCCCCUUCUAUGCCGGUUUUGGGAACCGGAUAACAGAUGCAUUGUCUUACAGGACAGUCGGUAUACCAAGCUCUCGGAUAUUUACUAUUAACCCAGAUGGGGAGGUUCAUAUGGAACUUCUAGAGUUGACUGCUUUAAGAAGUUCAUAUGUGCAUAUUAACGAAUUAGUGGAUCAAUUCUUUCCACAUGUCAAACAAAAUCCUUACUACCGUAAAGAUGAUGAGCUAAAAAGUUUGUCUCCUACACCAGGAUCACCGAUGUUCAACCCCGAAGAAAGAUCCUUUUAUCGUCAGCACGAUGAGAAAUUUUCCGAUGUCAAUUUCUGGAGAGACCCCGUUCUAAGUAUCGAAGACUUUUCCGAUAUUAGCGAUGACUGCGAUUACACAAUCAAUGAUAAUAUUAAGAGCGGUACAACUUCACCACCGCGAACAUCCUCGCCCCUUUUACACGUGCGCACCCAAAAGGAUAGCAGUCCGAUACAUGAAAUAGAACUUCCAACUCUUCCCAUUCUCUCAUCUGCUAUCAGUUACGAAGAGCAAAAAAAUAUGGAUUCCGACUCUAACGAACAAUCUCCAAAACUAGAGCCUCCUAACCGCUCUAAAUCAGUAGAAUCCCAUCUAGAAAAGCUUGGUAGGUCCAAGCCCAUUCAUCGCAAAGUUACCAACCUCAACGUCCUGCAAGACGCCAACAGCAAAUCCUAUGACAUACCUCAAGACCUAGCGGAUGAUGAUGACAUACUAGGUGAUGAAUAUACUGACGAUGAGUUUGAUGAGGAUGAGUUUGACGAAGACGAAUUCAUGCCAUAA
Molecule: messenger RNA, 2265 nt
Organism: Eremothecium cymbalariae DBVPG#7215
Lineage: Eukaryota; Fungi; Ascomycota; Saccharomycetes; Saccharomycetales; Saccharomycetaceae
Gene: PAH1
Product: phosphatidate phosphatase PAH1
Exons: 1
Coding region: 1-2265 (754 amino acids)
Biological process (GO): fatty acid catabolic process; triglyceride biosynthetic process
Cellular component (GO): nucleus
Molecular function (GO): phosphatidate phosphatase activity
Source: RefSeq, a predicted model, not a curated record